ACGCAACCAAAACGUAGAAAACGGGAAGAGGCGCGCGGAGUCGCGAGUACUCUGCAGUUUAUUCAUUCAUAUAAUCCGUUGAGAUCUCGGACUUGUUCUUCUCAAGAUAGCGACAGCCAGGGUUGAAGCACUUUCUGAGAGAAAUUUUUUUUUUUUUUUAUCGAGAAUAUGACUUCUUUUUGGUUGAAUCGUCGUCUCUACGGUGCUGAUUCGGCGUCCGGGAGUGCAAUCUUGAGGCUACGGAACAAGCGAAAGAGAAAGUCUGCAAUGAAAAAUCUGAAGGGUGGCUUCCGAAGGCUGAAAGCUGAGAUGCAGGAGAUCAGUAAGGAGCAACAAAGCAUCAAGGAAGGACAAAAACAAGUCAGAGAAAAACUUGAAGCCAUUGAAGCUGAAUGUGCACAACUCAGGAAGGAUACGGACCUCAUGAUCAGGCAGAGAACAAAGGCAGGGUAUCUAUAUAAUGGACAAAUAAGGAAUAAUUGCCAAUAGGAUUAAGCUAGUUGUUAGUAUGUUCUAUCUUCUUUUCUCUUUUGGUGGAACCAGAUGCUGUGUUGUUCUGCUUAUCGCUAAACUGUGUUUGUGUUUUUCAUUUCAAGUUUUAUUGUGUUUAAUUGCAGACAUAAUAGAUGUUGAACUUUAUAUAUGUUUGUCAAGUUAGAAUGAUUUACUUUUUUUAAGCGCCAAGGACAGUCAUUAUUCCAGGACAGAAUGUAUGACGCAGUCUACAUAUUUAAAAUGUAGAUUAUAUCUCACUUGAAAGUAGUUUCUCAAGCAACAAAUCUCUUCGUUUUCUUGGAAACCCUACAAACUUCUUCGCGAGGUUUGCAGCUAAAGUUGUCUGCAAAGUUGCCAACUUCCUCAAUCUCUCAAGCAACAGAGUAGUAGAAUUUUCUAUCGAAGACUCUGAUGAAGAUGGAGACGUUCUCUAGAACAUUCAACCUCGUUGCGAACUGUGAAGAAUCUCUAGUGAAAAGACUGCUCUGUGGGCCUGCUUCUUCGGCUCUGUUUAUGUGGGCUUAUUUCUUUGGGCCUGUUUAUGUGGGCUUGUUUAUUUGGGCCUGUUUAUGUGGGCUUGUUUCUUUGGGCCUGUUUAUGUGGGCUGUACCUUGUACCGUUUACGUGAACUUAAUUCAAUGUUAAUAAUGUUGACUAUUUAUA
Rubroshorea leprosula is the source of this 1158-nucleotide messenger RNA. NCBI's taxonomy places the organism in Eukaryota, Viridiplantae, Streptophyta, Magnoliopsida, Malvales, Dipterocarpaceae. The record is from the annotation of a GenBank genome assembly.